This is a messenger RNA of Neopsephotus bourkii (Bourke's parrot), 4089 nucleotides long. RefSeq names its product nyctalopin (gene NYX). Lineage: Eukaryota; Metazoa; Chordata; Aves; Psittaciformes; Psittacidae. The record is from RefSeq and is a predicted model, not a curated record. Gene Ontology annotation, cellular component: extracellular matrix. Gene Ontology annotation, molecular function: protein binding. Bases 1663 to 3156 code for a protein of 497 amino acids. The transcript has 2 exons.
UGGUGGAAGCAGCAACACACCUGUGUGCAGCUUUGCAAAUCUCUUUCCUCCUCUGUGCAAAGCAGCGUGGUGCAAAGAUGGGGGGUUGGUAUAACAGGGUGGUGGAGAAAGGUGUUUCAGAUAAAAUCAGUUCUAUAUGGGUCAACCCCUGCCCUCCAGCCUGCCCCCCCAGCACCAGCCUGCUUACCUGUUGUUUAGAUGGGCACAGAUCUCCUGAGGUGCCAGCCAGACAACUGAAGACUGAGGAAAAAACAAAGCAAAUCAAACCUGAUGUAGCUGGGUGCUUUUAUCUGCAGGUAGAGCUGAGCAGCAGCAGGCUGGUUCCCAGCUGAGUCUUUCCUUCUGUAUCAAGUAUAAAUUCACCAGGUAUUCCAUUUCCUGGGGAAAAAAAAAAAAAAAGAGAGCAGAAUAAUUCACUUAGAAAUAAAGAGUAGAGCUAUUUUUUUCCUCUGUCAUGGUGAAUGCAAUUACCUAAGGCAUGGGAGGCUGAGAUAACUCAUCCAGCCCCCACUUUCCAAAGAAACCAUCAUCAUUCUGUCAGAAAAGGCUUUAAAAACCCAUUCACAUCCUGAAUGCUAAAACAUCGCCACAUACAGAACCUGUCCUUAUGAUUUCCAUGCACCAGCUGCAGCACUGCAAUCAAAGCACACUCAGGGCAGAGUUCAUUAUUAUCAGGACCAUAUAUACACCACACAAGCUCCCUGUGUUUGCUGACCCUUCUGUUGCUGUUGGCAACUCUGUCCUUCAGGAGCAACUCCUAGCAAAGCAAAGCAUACUGGUAUUCUGUUACCAGCAUGUGAGCCACACUGGGGCUGGGAAAGCGUGCAUGGGGAGAGACCAAAACUGUGUCUGGGGAGUUCAGUGAAGGGAAACUAUAAGCCUGCACUUGCCUCCAGUUAUAAUCCCAUUUGGGCUGCACCCCCCACUCCCACCUCCUGUGCCAUUACAUAAUGGGCAGUGCAGUAAUACUUUCAGCAAUGCUGUUUGAAUGGCAGCAGUCCAAUUCUGGACUGUAUUUUAUCUUCUUUUUUUAACGGUGGGGUGGGGAGAGGGGGUUGGCAGAGGGGAGAAAGCAUCAGUUUGGUUUGUCUGCAAUCCCUGUUUUGCUUUGGGAGCUUUAGAGGACAGACACAUUCUUCUAUCUCCGCUAAUCCUCCUCUGAUACAGAGGAUUUUCCUGCCAUUAAAUGAUAGCUUGUGAGAAAAAAAAAUGCCAACUUUUCAGAGACUGACUCGUAUGGCUAAUGGCAGCCUCAUGAGCAGGAGGGAGAGCACAGCCACUGCCUGGCUAGGUAAGCAAUGCAUCCAAAUGACUUCUGCUGGGAAUUUUAGCUUCAACUUUUUGAUGAUAAGCUGGUUAUGCACCUCGGGACCAGCACCUAUUUCCUGGGGACAUGGCCAGUCUCUUACUAUUAGUGAUCUUUUCCCACCUCAGAUGAUAGGAACCUGCCUUUGGAACCACUGGUGGAAAUGAUGCAGAUGAGGAGCUGAAAAGGAGUUUUACAGAGCUGCAGGAUUCCCUGAGAAGGUCAGUGGUAGAAGAAAGAUACUCACCAGGAAGGUGCUGGGGACUUCUUCAGUUUGACUGUGUGUGGGAGAGGAGCUUUUUCCAUCAUCUUCCUUUCUAAACAUAGAUCUCAUUGUGGGAAAAUGAUGCAGGGAAAUGAGAGAGGAUGAAACCUGUGUCUGUUCUUGUGUGUUUCUAGAUCCUUCAAGUUUGCUUUCCAGGCCUGAAAUGCCACUAGUGAAUAAUCAAGUGAUCCUUUGGGUCCCCCAUGUCCAUGCGGUGUGGGCCUGUGUGCGGUCCUGCCCUGCCAACUGCGUGUGCACUCAAGAGCGGAGCUGCUCCGUCCUCUGUGAUCGUGUUGGUCUGGGGCAGAUCCCUAGCCAGUUCCCUUGUGAAGCCUCCUCUAUCAACCUGGACAAAAACAGCAUCAAGUUUCUCUCCGAGAGGGCCUUUGGGACCUUGCCUUCCCUCAAGUCCCUGUCUCUGAAUCACAACAAUAUCUCCUUCAUCACCCCAGGGGCUUUCAAGGGGCUGCCCAGCUUGACUGAGCUGAAGAUGGCCCACAAUGAGUACAUUCGCUAUCUCCACACGCGGACUUUCACUGCCCUCAAACGGCUGGUGAAGCUGGACCUGGCGGACUGCAACCUUUUCAACAUCCCUGACAGGAUCUUCAUUGAGCUGCCUGCUCUACAGGAGCUCUUCUGCUUUCAGAACAACUUCCGGAGGAUCCCAGGUGCCAUCAGGGGCAUGGAGAACCUGACCCAUGUUUACCUGGAGAGAAACAGGAUUGAAGCGGUAGCCUAUAACUCCCUGCAGGGCCUGACCAAGUUGAAAUACCUGAAUCUGCAGGACAACAAGAUAAAUGUGGUUCAUGAGCGAGCUUUUCAGGGCUGCCAGAAGAUGGAAUACCUGUAUCUGAAUGACAAUUUGAUCAGCGAGCUUCCAGAAAACUCCUUUGAUGGCCUGAGGUGCCUGAAGAUGCUCAACCUAGGGGGGAAUUUUCUUAGGAACAUAUCCAACACUUGGUUCAGGGACCUGGGGGAGCUGGAGGUACUCUACCUGGAUCGCAACAGGAUCAACUACAUUGAGGAUGGGGCUUUUGAAAACCUCACCAGCCUGGUUGCGUUGCACUUGAACAGCAACAACCUGACAACCCUGCCCUUUUCUGUCUUCCAGCCGGUUUACUUCCUUGGGCGGCUGUACCUCUUCCGCAAUCCCUGGGAGUGUGACUGCCGCAUCGAGUGGCUGAAGGAGUGGAUGGAGAAUUACAGGCUUGUCAGGGAUAUUCCCUGUGCUUCCCCCUCCUCAGUAGCUGGGAUUGACCUAAUGGACGUGCUCUUUGAGAGAUCUCCAGAAGGUUACUGUCUUGACCCGGCUGAGCUAAAUGUCACGUCUGAAGGCCCAACCCCAAGUGGAGAGCCUUGGUCUACUACAGAGAGCAAGUUCAAUAGCCUUAUCUCCAAACUCCUGCUCCAGAUGGGCCUUUCUGAAGAGGUGGCAAAUACCACUGAAGUCUACAGUAACACCACACAGCUGGAUGGACUGACUGAUGGGGUUUCUUCUGGGGUGGGGCAAGACACAAUGGAGGCUGUCUCCUUCUCUUUUUACCUUCCAGCACUUUUUACAGUGAUUGUUUGGCAAUGCAAAUAGUCCAAGGGCUACAUGAAGCAUGGAUCCUGCGUAAGCAUUCCUGUACCUACUCAAGUCAUUAGGGAAAAGUUUGUAUUAUGAGCCUCCAAUAUAUAACUGGCUCCAAACUCUCCCACGAUGGGUUGGUUGAUCUGGCUCCUGAUUCUCCUGGGAGCUGGUGGGAUCUGGUUCAAGGCUGGGUCACACUCCAGGUGAGAAGCCUGUCCUGUGGGUUCUUAGAGCCACCCAAACACUCACAUUGCUGUGUGGAAGAUGAGCAAUGAAAGGAUAGCUGUAAGGUUGAGUUUCACUUAGAUACAUGCAAUGGCUCCUGCUGGGAGCAGAGGGAAGAGCAGUCUGUAUGGAUGGCAGUACAGUACUCUGUAUUCUGUUGGGCCAACUCCAGUUGACCAAAUUGUCCGCUUUAUAAGAGAAAGACAAGGAAUCAAAAGCACCCCCCUCUUCAUAUCCUGACAGACACCCACAUCCACAGUGGGUGCUUCUAGAUGCUGGCAAACUGAUUUCCACCAGCAUGUGUGGGGGGAACAGGGCUGUCCUGAGCAGCAUCCAGGGAUGCAACACUAGCCGUUGUGAGCAAGAGAACAGCAUCUGGGCAUGGUGCCAGCCCCAGGCUGGGCUGGGGUGGGCUGGGCUGGGCACAUUCUUCUCUGGGGAAAAGCUAUUUAAACUGAACAGCUUACUUACUAACAUUGUUUCAAUGUGUUUUUAUUUCUCAGUUAGUAUAUUGUUUCAAGGAACAUAUUGUUUUUAUUUGUAGAUUAUUUAAUGGCAUGAAGGGAGGGGCAGAAAAUUGCAAUGAAAAAGGCAUCCACGCCCUGCUAAAUAUUUUGUAUUUCCACCACUAACGUGUACCAUAUAGCAUGUCUUAUUAUGCUGUACAACCAACCAUGCCAUCAUUUUCUUUCAUAGAAUCAUAGAAUGGUUUGGGUUGGA